AUGUCCGAAGAAAAAUCAAUCGGCAUAUCCUCGGGCGUGGACCCAGCCCUCGACAUUGAACGAAGCAAACGUGUCGACCCAACUAUGGAGAAACACUCUCACGACGCCGACGAGGCCAUGAAAGUCUUUGAUGAGAUGCAAGGCGAAGCCAUCGAACUGGAUGAAUCGACGAACCGGCGCUUAUUGAAGAUUAUCGAUUGGCAUAUGAUGCCCAUCAUGUGUUGUAUCUACGGCAUGAAUUAUUUGGAUAAAACGACUCUAUCUUAUGCGAGUGUCAUGGGCAUUAAGGAUGAUCUUGAUCUUCAUGGGGAUCAGUAUCAGUGGUUGGGGAGUUUGUUUUACUUUGGAUACCUCGCGUGGGAAUAUCCGACCAACCGUCUUCUUCAGCGUCUUCCUCUCGGCAAAUAUUCCGCUGCUUGUAUUUUGAUCUGGGGGUUAAUUCUUUGCUGUUUUGCUGCUGUUAAGAACUACUCUGGUGCUAUUGCGAUUCGGUUUAUGCUUGGUGUUUUUGAGGCUGCUGUUACGCCUGGUUUUGCUUUGUUGACUUCUCAGUGGUACACAAAACAAGAACAAGGAAGCCGCGUCAACAUCUGGUUCUCCUUCAACGGCGUCGGCCAAAUUCUCGGCGGAGUAGUCGCCUACGGCAUCGCCGUCGGAGCCGAAAAGCACGGCUCAGCAAUCGACCCCUGGAAAAUCGUCUUCCUAGUAACAGGUCUACUGACCAUCGUACUGGGCUUCGUCUUCCUAUGGAUUAUCCCGGAUAACCAGCUCAACGCGCGCUGGCUAAAGAAGGAAGAUCGCAUUCUGGCCGUUGCCCGCGUGAGGGUUAACCAGCAGGGUAUUGGCAACAAGCAUUUCAAAAUGUAUCAGGUCAAGGAGGCAUUGCUUGAUCCUAUGACUUGGGCUUUCUUCUUCUAUGCGCUUAUUGCUGAUAUUCCUAAUGGUGGCAUUACUAAUUUCUUUAGUCAGUUGAUCAAAAGCUUCGGAUACGACGAGAAACAAAGUCUGAUCCUGGGUGUUCCUGGCGGCGCUGUGGAAAUCGUCGCUCUACUUCUCAACGGCUGGGUCGGUCAUAUCACCGGCCAACGUAUCCUCGCCAGUUUGGGUGGCCUUGUCGCCUCGAUCGUGGGCAUGUUGCUUAUCGUCGCGCUACCCCUGUCCAACGAUGUCGGUCGCUUAAUCGGCUACUAUCUCACCCAAGCUAGCCCGACACCCUUUGUGGCCUUGUUGUCACUCAUCUCUUCCAACGUGGCAGGAUACACGAAGAAGACGACCGUCGCAGCUUUAUACCUUAUUGGAUAUUGUGCAGGAAAUAUCAUUGGUCCGCAGACAUUCCGUCCUAAGGACGGACCCCGCUACGUCCCCGCUGAAAUCACCAUCAUUGUUUGCUGGGGUGUGUGUCUGUUCCUGCUGGUCGGGGUUUGGCUUUGGUAUCGUCGUGAGAACAAGCGCAAGACGCUGUUCACUGCCCGACCGGAGUAUGUGAGACUGGAGAAUCAAGAGUGA
Penicillium arizonense is the source of this 1506-nucleotide messenger RNA. Its product is annotated as allantoate permease family MFS transporter. The record is from RefSeq and is a predicted model, not a curated record. The transcript has 6 exons. Gene Ontology annotation, cellular component: plasma membrane. Gene Ontology annotation, molecular function: dipeptide transmembrane transporter activity; allantoate transmembrane transporter activity. Gene Ontology annotation, biological process: tripeptide transport; allantoate transport; dipeptide transport. The coding region runs from base 1 to 1506 and encodes 501 amino acids. NCBI's taxonomy places the organism in Eukaryota, Fungi, Ascomycota, Eurotiomycetes, Eurotiales, Aspergillaceae.